AUGGAGAGAAACGACAUGAUAUACGUCUGGCAUCACAGCAGCGAUGCAGAGCCCGACCACUGCCUCCCAGACCUGUCCAAGAAGUACAACAUUCCCAACCUUACAGUACUCUCCAAAUACACCUACAAGUUAUACACAUCAUCACAGUGGGUAUGUGGCUACACUAAACAAGUAAUGGAAAACCCAAUUGACAUCGAGCACAACGACUAUGUGCAUGCGCAUUUCAUCAGGGGCGUGCUUAGCACAAAGUUUAUUGCAACAGGCGAUGGCACUGAGGACAGCCCGAUGGUCAUAUUGAUCGAGCUAUAUCUAUGUAACCGCAAAAUUACCACAAUGCAUCUGGAGCACAGGGUGUGCACACCGGCAUACGGCGAGUACCACGUCAAAUACAUCGGUAUACCAGGGGUCACGCAAGCGAUGUUACUCGUGUCGGGUAUAAGUUUGGCCCCCGAAAGGAUGCUCUUCAACACCCGAUUCCUGGGCACUCCUACCCUAUGGAAUCAAAUUAUAUGGGAUGAUGGUCCAAUCUGGAGCAAUCUAAACUGUCCAUCAAAGCCCAUAUUUACUAAAAAUGAUACCGUUAUCGCCCGCACCCGACGGAUGUUGACUAAGUUUUACGAUUAAUUACUAUUCUAUUUAUAUAAUGGC
This is a messenger RNA of Medioppia subpectinata, 648 nucleotides long. NCBI's taxonomy places the organism in Eukaryota, Metazoa, Arthropoda, Arachnida, Sarcoptiformes, Oppiidae. The record is from the annotation of a GenBank genome assembly.